UUUUUACUCGUCACCAUAGUGACACAAGAUACAUCGAUAACAAGUUUGUUAAACGAGACAUAAAAAUUAAGAAGGUAGAUAGGAAGAUAGAAAGACAGAAAGAAAUAGGUGAAAAAUGGAACAAGUACUUUAAAAAAUAAAAACAUUGACAUAGCGAAAAGCAAACCACACGAAAAUGAAAACAAAUAUUCUGGUGUUGCUGUGUUGUACUCUAUCACUCACGCACUGUGAUAUUCCCUUAGGAAUACUAUCACCAAACAAGGAUAAGUAUGAAGAGUAUAUAUACAACAAGACUGUCCAACUCGCGACAGAAGAAAACGCUCCCCCGGAUGUCAAGGUCACGUACAGAGUUGAAACAACUAUGUGUGAUGCCAUUCUUACGUCCGGCAAAACGUCCGACUUGAUAUACACCUACAAUGUGUCGGCUGUUUUUGGGCCAAGAUGCGGCUCUUGCAACGCGGCAAUACAAGGGACUACAUACUCAAACAAACUGCUUAUCUCCCACAAUUGCAUCGAGGUUACUUCAAGCGCAGCUUUUCCAUAUUUUAUCAGAACGAGACCAUUUGCGAGAGAACAUAGUACACAAAUAGCCAACAUUUACAGCAUAAUGGCACGUAAAUUCGAUUGGCAACGACUAGGUAUCGUUUUUUCGACCGUAUCAGGAUGGUCCACAGCAAAAAACGGCGUCGAAACAGAAUUAAGAAAAAAAGAUCUGAACGUUGUAACAUUCGCAGUAGAAGCUUACAACAGUUUAGAACUAAUUCUUAGCGACGUCAAAAAAAGAGCGCGAAUUGUUCUGUUUCUAUGUUCGGAGACGACGACCAUAGACAUUCUCGUUGCUGCAUACACCGCAGGUUUCUAUGACGCACAUCAAUAUGCGUUCAUUACCAUCGACUUGGAUUUACUCGUUCUGGAGGAAAAGAAUUUAGGCCAGACUGAAGCCGAAAUACUGAAUGGAAUUAUUAAUAUUAAAGCACGAUCUCCAAAGGAUGUUCCCACGACAAAGUACACCUCGUUUCUGAACAAAAUGAAUGAAUCCUUCUUCGAUGAAUUCGACACGUACAAUCCUUAUACAGAGAUUGGGCAUAUGGAACACGUUUAUGAAUCUGCUUCUUACCUCUACGACGCAGUGCUUGUGUACCUACAAAGCGUGAAAGAUGCGCUUGAUGAUCACAUGCCAGUGCCAGUAACACCAAGUACUAUCGCCACUAUCAACACCACAGAUCCAUGGAACACCACCGCGCCUACAGCGAACACUACAGAGGCUGUUAAUUCCCCACAGAGUUCAAUAAAUACAACAAAUUCUGCUAACACUACGACAGUUUUGAGUGCCAACAUGGUCAAUGCAACAAUGCCAAGUAACGUAUCCAUGACGACAAAUGCAAAAAAUGAAACAGCUUCUACAACUCACACACCAAAUUAUCGUGCACAUCGAGAUGUUGUCUACAACACAACGCUUAUUAAGAGAUACAUAAAAAGUGGAACGUUUGAUGGUUUAACGGGUAAAAUCGAUAUUAAAGAAUUGGGCACACGUGAUCCAGAUCUAAUGAUAAUCAACUUAUUACGAAACGGGACACAGCUCCUAUUUCAUGGCACCUGGACCAAUGCGGAAAUUGUAUGGCUUGGCGGAUCCGAAAACGUUCCAGCAGACGAGCCUCAAUGUGGAUUUUCUAACAUUUGCCCAAGUGAUAACUCGACAUGGAUAAUAGUAGCGAUUGUUGCACCCGUGGCGCUUCUUCUUCUUUUUAUCAUCUACAAGCUGAUCAAAUUGCAACGAUACGAAAACGAUAUAAACAACAAGGAAAGCAUAAAAAGUUUCGCAGACGUGAAGAUCAAUCCGCUUCUCCAGGGGAAGUUAUCACAAGAGCAAGCUAUCAACAAACACGGCACACUAAACGAGGUCAGCGGAAAUAUACGCAUGCGCGUUUAUUACAAUGGAAAGAAAACCAUGCUAAAGAAAUUGCCAAAGAAAGCUGUUUUAAUGACCAGGGAAAUUAUGACUGAUUUGAAAGUGCUGCGAGACUUGAACCACGAAAACAUAAACAAAUACAUCGGGGUGAUAUCCAAGUCGCCUGUUAUUUGCAUCUUACAGGAAUGGUGCAAAAAAGGAAGUUUAUAUGACAUCUUAAACAACGAAGAUAUACAAUUAGAUUGGGUUUUCAAGAAUACCUUCAUAUCUGAUAUCCUAAAUGGCAUGGUAGCUAUUCAUGACAGUCCAUUAAAACUGCACGGCCAUUUGACAUCCAAAAACUGCUUGAUCAAUCAUAGAUGGGUUGUGCAGAUAUCAGACUAUGGAAUGAGAGAAUUUAAGAAAAUCAAGAACCAAAAAGAUGUUCCAGUACCUAACGAUGAACAGCUCAAAUAUGAAAAUCUGCUAUGGACAUCCCCAGAGAAUAUCAACUUUCCACAUAACCUAAUGACGCGUCAAGGAGACGUGUACAGUUUUGGAAUAAUAAUAUCAGAGAUUAUUAAUCGCCAACCCCCAUACGCUGCGUUUGACGAUAUGAGACCUAGUGACAUCAUACAUUACGUCAACAAACGAUGCAUACCCCCGUUUCGACCACACGUCACAUUACAAACCGGUCUUGAUCCAAGGUUGGUAGACUUAAUGAAAACGUGCUGGGAAGAAUGGCCUGAAGACCGUCCAUUGUUUAAGGAACUUAAACCGCAAAUGAAAACCAUUCGAGGAGAGAGUGUUGACAUCUUGGACAAUAUGAUCGAGAUGAUGGAACGAUACAGCAGGGACCUCGACAAGACUGCGAAAGAAAGAACCGAGAUGUACAAAAAAGAAAAAAUCAAAUCAAAUCAGUUACUAUACCGAUGUAUUCCGAAACCAAUCGUGACGGAACUACUAGAAGGUAACCUGAUUGAACCGGACAACAUCAAUCCUGCAACUAUAAUGAUCGUAAAAAUUGAAGGCUUUUCCUCACUCAUGAAAUGGUUGAAACCUCAACAAAUAAUCGAUGUUUUGAAUGACUUCCACAGAAUGAUUGAGCAAGUCACUGAACCAGUUAAAAAUGUAUUUAAGUCUCUCGUAGACAGGGAAGAAUGCAUAUUUUGCGGAAACAUACCAUGUUACAAAGAAAGAUCGUCACCGCACCUAAUGGCGAAUCUUGCACUAAAAAUUGCAAAAGCACGACCGAGGUUCAGAUGGAGACAUCUUGGUGAGGAAGUUCUGCGACUUAAAAUCACCUUGCAUUCAGGACCUGCAACUGGAGUGAUGGUUGGUAAUAAAAUACCCGUGUACAACAUAUUAGGUACAACCAUGGAUUAUGUCCGUGCUUUAACUCACUACACGCCUCACGAUAAAAUUGUUGUUUCAAACGACUGUUAUGAGUUGUUAAAAGACGAUGAAGACUUCAUUUGGCAAAGCAUAGGCGAGGUACAAUCUGAGGACAUUGAGUUGACAGAACCACAAUAUCUCAUUGGCUCCAAAGUUAUUGGUAUGGUUUUUCCAGAAGAUCCAACAGUGGUAGUCGAUGAAGAAGAGGAAGUUGAAGAGAUGGAAGAAAAAGAAGAGUUCGUGGAUAUUAAACCAUUAGUGAAGGAAAAACCACCGUAUAUGGACGUGUCUGCGGUAGUACAAACUGCGUUCAAACAAUGGUUCGAAAAGAAAGAAAUGAACGCUGUUCCUAUGAGAGCAUUGAACAAAGAAGCAGAUAUAUAAAAUUGUAGGAAUACGCCCAGGCCAUUCUAAAUGACUUUCUCAGCUUAUUGUGAGAAACUACGAACCAAAGGAUAUCAAAAAACAAUAUUUACACGUGAAAUAUCAAAAAAUGUUACGUUGGAUCAAAUAUUGUAUAUUACAUAUGAAUUUUCCAAAGACCAAAAUUACAAAA
Hydractinia symbiolongicarpus is the source of this 3839-nucleotide messenger RNA. RefSeq names its product atrial natriuretic peptide receptor 1-like. Gene Ontology annotation, biological process: protein phosphorylation; cGMP biosynthetic process; receptor guanylyl cyclase signaling pathway. The coding region runs from base 176 to 3667 and encodes 1163 amino acids. The record is from RefSeq and is a predicted model, not a curated record. Gene Ontology annotation, molecular function: protein kinase activity; ATP binding; guanylate cyclase activity. The transcript is spliced from 6 exons. Lineage: Eukaryota; Metazoa; Cnidaria; Hydrozoa; Anthoathecata; Hydractiniidae.